CCAGAGGAAACAUCAUCGGAGCCAGCAUGUACCGCACGGGAGCAGGCGCCGCAUGCGACAUGUUCGGCAUGAUCCCUUCCCGACAGUUCCCCGGCCUCUGCGAGACGAUGGGGGUGGAUUACCGGGCGUGCACGCAGGGGGCCCCGGCGGCCCCGGCGGCCCCGCAGCCCGCGCCCCAGGCGAAUCCGGAGGAGAACAACGCCAUCGAGCCGAUGCAGCCGGACGACUUCCUCCGGUUCAUGGAUCUCAUGCGGAUGCUGCAGCGGAGGAGGUUCAACGGCUGAUUCCCACCCGCGGAGGACCGUGGACGUCGAAGCCGUCGAGUCGGGAUCGGGAUCUUCAGCUCAUUUUGCAGACUCUUUGUGCAAUACCUUACAGGCCUUUUCCUGUGAUCCUCGAGUAUUUAUUCGCCUCUCACCUUUAGGUCCCGUCCAGUUCAAUCGUACAGCCUUAAAAGGCUGUACGAUUAAUUAGCAUGUCGUUUUUUUCAACGCUACUUCUUUUCGCAACCGUAAACAUUUAGAGGAUUGAUAAUCUGUUCGUUAUCGACGAGAUUCGUCGGGAAUAGAAAAACGCAGGUGUCGAGGAUCAUCAUAUGAAAUUCAUUAAACUCUUGUCAGAGAUGGUAACAUGGAAUGGAGGAAGCGAAGCCAAGAAACCUCAGCAUAAAAAAAAUGCCUUUUCGAAUUCGCAUUGUCUUCGGUGCGGAAAGCAACACAUUUUCCCCAAAACAAUGCAGCCACUGAAAUGCCCAAUCGUUUAAAAAAAUAGUGAAUCGUGUCAGCACCGUGACCACAGCAAUCACUUGAUCUUCAUGCAAAACAGCAGUGCAGGAAAAAAAAAGCUUCAGUACUCAUUGAGGAAGCACCUAUGAAGGCUUCCAAUGAGUGGCUCUUCAUUUGGUUCUUCAAUUCUUUUUUUAAUUAUUUUUCUCUGCAAACGCAAUUGCAUCUCUGCUCACGAUGCAAACGGCGAACGGGAUCCACGAGCACUUAGUACAACCGAUUCUCUGCCUUAUGACUGAGUUCCAUGCCUCCUCCAUAAAAAUAAAAAACUCGUCG
Messenger RNA from Darwinula stevensoni, 1061 nucleotides. The record is from the annotation of a GenBank genome assembly. Lineage: Eukaryota; Metazoa; Arthropoda; Ostracoda; Podocopida; Darwinulidae.